Molecule: messenger RNA, 1968 nt
Organism: Lymnaea stagnalis (great pond snail)
Lineage: Eukaryota; Metazoa; Mollusca; Gastropoda; Lymnaeidae
Source: the annotation of a GenBank genome assembly
AAAGCAGAUAGCAAGAGAAAGAGAGUUGGUCUCGGCUUGAAUUAAGAAUGGCCGGAUUCAAAGCAGUUAGCCUACUGGCGUUGUUGCUUUUCUCAUUGGUGAUGGUUGGUCCGCACGUGCUCGUAUGUGAGUAGUUUAACUUACAUAUUUUACUCAACUUCUUGUUGUUUUGUUGUUGUUGUUGUUGUCUUUGUUUUAGGAAAGCACCGUAUUAAAUAAACGGUCUUCUCGAUUGAUGUUAAAAUUGCAGGGAGAUACGAUUAUUUUUUAUUGGUUCAAAUCAAUGAUGAUGUCUUUUGAUCACCGUGUGCAUGAUUACAGUGUGCAUGAUUACAGUGUGCAUGAUUACAGUGUGCAGUUUCAUUAUGAGCAGAAUAAAUGAAAACACAUGGACAUUCUGAUUAAAAAAAAACAACAACGUUAAACCAGCACAAUUUUAACGUAAGACAUUAAAACGCAAGGCGUUCAACUUAAACACGGUUUUAAACAACAUUUUAAUCUGUUUGUUUCUUUCCUUAUCAGCUGGGUCUAUUUUGCUCGAGGUGUCCCCCAAAAUUGUGGAAGUGGGCCUUUACACGUACACUGCAGCUACGUGCCGGACACUGACCAAGGGAUGGACGCGUUGGUUUCCCUUGUUGUGUCCGGCCUACGGGACCACAUGCCUGUGGUGGACAACUCAAUUGACUCAGCUGUAGUGUCCGACACCCAUGUUCUGCAAGACAUUGCGUCCAUCAGCGUGUUCUCUAACCAAGUGAUUGUAGCACUGUCUAAAUUGGCUGUAAAAACGUCGGGCUUCAUCCAGCCGAGAGAGGAGUCUUAUCUCAGUUUUGUGAUAGACAAACCGAACUUUGAUGCCCCAGACACUUACAAGUGUACCGCCCACGGGAUUAGAAAAAAUAUCCAGCCAAUAGUGUUGUCAGACAACGUACAAGUUCUAAUCACCAGGUCAAGCCUGAACGAAGAGUCGCGACAAAAACUAGAAAAUCUGGAGUCGGAUGUUGAGGUAGCCGAGGGAGAAAUCCUGGCAAUAAAUAAAAGGCAGUUGGAGCAGUACAGAAACUUCAGUGACGUCAUAACAGCGUUAUCAUCAAUGCAGAUUAGCCGCGAUAUCAAAAUAGGGGCCAUUGAGUCAGAACUUGAAGGGUAUGAAAAUAUCAGCAACCAUUUGAUAUCGAUGGUAUCGGAUUUGGACAAAGUCAGAGUCGAGGACGAUUCCAGAGUUCAAAGUAAACUUGCCAGAUUGGAAGGCCAAAACGAAAACGUUAGCGCACAAAUAGUUGGUCUUGAGGCUAAAGUACAACAAUAUCAAAACACAAGCAAUGACGUCAUGUCACAGGUAUCCCUAUUAGAAAAGCUACAAGCGACGGUUGAGGAAAUGUCAAAGAAUAAACACAGCGCGCCGAAUUUCGGAAACGAGUCAAACAAUACAAAUAAAACAACUUCAAAUGUGACAUUCCCACAGACUUUAAGCUUCGCUCAAAUGAAAGCCGAGUUAAGACGAGUGAAGUCUGCGUUCCUCGAAGAGUUCUACUUCGUGUCACUGAGAUACGAAAAUUCAUUCUAUUUUCUUCCCAAAAACAUAAAAGAGAGAACGAUAGAUGAGUCGGAAAUCAGGUGCAAGAAGUUCGGAGGAUACCUUGUGGAGAUAAAUGACCAGAGUGAAUACGAUUUCAUUGUCAGUUUUAUCAAAGAUUUGCCCGGGUUUCAAACGGUCUACACGGGGGAGGAGUACAAGUCUACGCAGGCUCCUGGACGCAUACGCAAGGAUCUGGUGUACCGCAGAAGUAAAGAACCAGUUUUGUUUACGGAUUGGUCAAGAGGAGAACCGAACCACUUGCCCAGCGAAAACUGUUUAACACUUGAGAAGACCAUGGGGUGGAAGAUGAAUGAUAAUAUUUGCACAGCAUCAAGUCAAGGCACAUUUUUGUGUGAGGUUUCGUAUAAUGAUUUUGAAUUUUAAUGCACAUG